AUGUGCGAGUUCGAGGAGUUCCUCUUCUCCUGCCAUCACUCGGUCGUUAAGAAGAAGAGUUACUGCCACUUUGCCCGCAACGACCCCAACCACCAGUGUUUUAGCGUCAAGGUCCUCAAGAAUACGUGGUUUCAGGGAGUGCCAUGCGACAACUGCAUAACCGCCAUGUUGUUUGCGCAGGGAGGUCGGACGCCCACGGAAAACGAUCCCCAAGGACGCCGGACACCCACGCAAAAUGAUCCCCAAGGCAAUAGGCAAUGA
Molecule: messenger RNA, 261 nt
Organism: Colletotrichum higginsianum IMI 349063
Lineage: Eukaryota; Fungi; Ascomycota; Sordariomycetes; Glomerellales; Glomerellaceae
Exons: 1
Coding region: 1-261 (86 amino acids)
Source: RefSeq, a predicted model, not a curated record